Molecule: messenger RNA, 1791 nt
Organism: Cadophora gregata
Lineage: Eukaryota; Fungi; Ascomycota; Leotiomycetes; Helotiales; Ploettnerulaceae
Exons: 3
Coding region: 1-1791 (596 amino acids)
Molecular function (GO): protein binding
Source: RefSeq, a predicted model, not a curated record
AUGACUGUCGCGAACGAAAGGAAGGACAUUGAGCUUCUUCAUCCUACAGUGAAGCGACUUCGACUAUCCAAUGAUCAUAUGGUAUCACCCGGCAUAAUUCCAGUCCUGGGUAAAAAGCAUUGCCCACCAGCACUUCCAAACGAGCUAUGGCACAAAAUAUUCGAUCUACUGCCGGUCCUUGAAAUUAAAGCAUUCCGUGCUACUUGCAAGCUAUGGUCUGUGGUAGGGGAACGUCACUUGUUUCCCAUAUUCCGAUUCAGCCUUCGGCGGGAUGACUUUAGCCGAUUUGAGCAGGUUGGUAGCAGGGGAGCGUUUCUGAAAGGUGUUAAGGAGCUCUAUAUUGAAGCAGGCAAGACUGGAAUUCUCUGGAUUACGGAGUCACUUGCUUUGCUAUACCAUGGCCAGCAGAUGAUACACGGCCGCAAGCAUGAGAACGAAGUUGCGAUGACAAAUGCGAUUGCUGAAUACGCCGAAUGGAAUGUCGCUGCUUACGAAAACGACAACAACUUCAGAGAUAUUCACCUUCUGAUAGAUACAUUUCGAUCCAUCAAAGCUCUCGACUCAGUGUAUAUCACACGGAGGUCUCCGAGAAUCCAUAGUCGUAUGUUGCUUCAAGCCUGGAGUCUUUGCCGACAAGCGGACUACUUUCGAAGGGCGGAAUCUGAAUUUGAAGUCCUCCUAAAUGCCUUAGAGCGCAGCGGCAUCACACUGAAACACCUUAGCCACGAUCAGCUUCCGGUCACAUUCUUUAAGAGAGAUUUCCAGGACGUCGAACGAUUCAUGAAACCUCUUGAAGGACUCCAGUGUCUGCAUAUUACAUUCGAUGCUACAGAACCGCCACGAAAAGCAUUUUGGGUUGGGCUGGGUCAAUUCCUCCAGUCACUUCCACGUUUAAUGGAUCUUCGAUUUGGGUUCUUCCCAAUUUGCGAUAUGUUUCGAAAUGGCAGAUCCUGGCAGAGUUGCGAUGAUAUGACGACCUGGUACGUUCCGCUUUGGAAAAUCUUGGGCACUUUCACAUGGAAAAAAUUAAAGAGCCUCAGAAUGGAUGGAAUGGUGUUCUGCGAAGCUGGAUUGUUGGAACUUCUUGAGAGACAUGCUUCAACUCUGAAUACUCUGGAACUAUCAAAUAUUGGUUUUCGGUAUGGUAAUUUCAAGCGAUUCUUCGUUUGGCUAAAGUCGCUACUGAGAUUAAGGACAUUCAGUGUGUGGGGGUAUAUCCAAGCCUACCAAUGCCGCCAGCAGAAAUGGAUGAUACGACCGCGUAUCUUCCCUGGAGAUAAAGCCUGGGAUACUCGUGCGACCGGAUUCUACCAAGACUUCUUCCUAAUAUUCACCAACUUACAUGGUGCUCAGGAAUACCCUAAAGGUCUUCUCAGCGAGGCGUUGCAGGCUUUCGUCUUACAGCAGGGACCUUGGCCAGCCCAAUUCUCACUACCUAUGCCUGAGCUUGAUUCUAGAGGGCUGUCAGCCGGUAUAUCUGAUAGGGCUACCAUAAAUCGGAUAUGGGACGAGCUCCAAGACGGCAUAGACGAUAUCAAGUGGGAACUGGGUCGGGAAGAUGACGUCGAUAUACACGGAGAGGAGAUCCUCGAAUACUAUGAUUCUGACGGCUACGAUGUGCACGGCUUUGACAUUGAUGGAUACAAUCGCGCAGGUGUCUUUCACACUGACCCAUCCUUUCUGGUACCGAAUAGCCUCAGCCGAAUCUCUUUUGUGACUGCCAAGAGAAGAAUUCUCCGACGGAUCAAAGACAAGAUUCCACGCUUGGAUGGUGUCAAAAUUGGGACUUGA